Messenger RNA from Paramecium primaurelia, 453 nucleotides. The record is from the annotation of a GenBank genome assembly. Lineage: Eukaryota; Ciliophora; Oligohymenophorea; Peniculida; Parameciidae.
AUGGAUAAGUAGAGUAUUCAAGAUUUGAUAUUCAUGAAUAAAACUUAGUCUGAGCCUUCAAGUAUAGGUUGUCACCUUUACAGGAAAAUAAAAAAUUUACCAAAACAUCCAAAACAUCCAACACCUUAGGGGUCAUCUCCUAGACGGUAGAAACCUUUUCACACUUUGGCCUUAUUACUCUGCUAAAGUAUAGACAUCCCAAAACUUACAAAAAAAAAAAACCUAAACCAUCCAACACCUUAAGGGUCGAAACCUUUUCACCAUUUGCCAUAUCACUCUGCUAAAGGAAAAACAGCAAUUUUUUGGAUGACCAAAAUUGCUUAACAAAUUAUAAUUAGGAAUGAAGUUCAUUGUAAAAAAAUGUAAUAUCCUCCCACUUUAUUUUUUUCUGAAUCAAGAAUUGAAAAGGUUUUUUGUGAAAAACUUAGGAUUUAAUUAAUAGGAUACAAGUGA